GUGGGCACUAUGGUUCUUCAAGAAUGACAAAAGCAAGAUGUGGCAUGCAAAUCUGCGCCUUGUCACCAAGUUCAGCACUGUGGAGGACUUCUGGGCGCUGUACAGUCACAUCCAGCUUGCCAGCAAGCUCACAUCUGGCUGUGACUACUCUCUCUUCAAGGAUGGCAUCGAGCCCAUGUGGGAGGACAGCCAGAACAAGCGUGGCGGGCGCUGGCUCAUCACUCUGGCCAAGCAGCAGCGGCACACUGAGCUGGACCGCUUCUGGCUGGAGACGCUGCUGUGCCUCAUCGGGGAGAUGUUUGACGAGUACAGUGAUGAGGUGUGCGGGGCCGUCAUCAACAUCCGUGCCAAGGGGGACAAGAUUGCCAUCUGGACCCGGGAAGCAGAGAACCAGGAAGGGGUCACACACAUUGGGCGUGUCUACAAGGAGCACCUGGGCCUGUCGCAGAAGGUGGCCAUCGGAUACCAAGCUCCUGCAGACACAGCCACCAAAAGCGGCUCCCUCACCAAGACCAAGUUUGUGGUGUGACUGUGGGGGGAGCGGGAUGUUGCCCGAGC
This is a messenger RNA of Apaloderma vittatum (bar-tailed trogon), 558 nucleotides long. Its product is annotated as eukaryotic translation initiation factor 4E-like. Gene Ontology annotation, biological process: translational initiation. Gene Ontology annotation, cellular component: eukaryotic translation initiation factor 4F complex; cytoplasm. NCBI's taxonomy places the organism in Eukaryota, Metazoa, Chordata, Aves, Trogoniformes, Trogonidae. Gene Ontology annotation, molecular function: RNA 7-methylguanosine cap binding; translation initiation factor activity. The record is from RefSeq and is a predicted model, not a curated record. The annotation marks the transcript as partial. The transcript is spliced from 5 exons.